UAGUAUACGACACGACGACGACGACGACGACGACGACUACCACGACGACGACGACAACGCACGACGAUACUGACGAAUCGGCAGCGGUGAGCGAGAGGGAGACCGAAAACGAGCAAGAGAGAGACAGAAAGAAAAGAUUCCUUCCUGGACAGAUUUAGACGUUGAAGUAACGACGUCCACCUCGCCGUCUUCGUCGUCAUCUUGACUUCGCUCGAUGGAUCUAUUCGAGCAGCAACACCCAUAAUUCAUCGACACGUCGACAUCUCGAAAGAAAGAUAUCUUCCUCGUCUCCACCUUCUCCCUCACCAACACCACCACCGCCACCACCACCACCAUUACCACCCCCUGCACCACCUCCCUCCUCUUCCUUUCCCUGUUCCCCUUCCUACCCUCUUCUCUUCUCUCCUCGGUGGCACCGUGGACGCGUGCUAUGCACGACCGAAACGCGACCGUCGACCUUCUCUGCCGCAGGAACGCGUGAACAGUAGGUUACCGUGUUCAGGUAUACCACGUGCUCUCGAUUCGCGUUAGUGUGUUGGUUAUACUACCUACGGUACCAAUAGUGUGUGCGUGUGCAUGUGAGUGUGUGUUGCUCUGCACCGACGUCACCUAAAGAAGUUAGCUCUCAUCAUCCCCUAUAUCUUGUAUUUUUUUUUUGCCCCCUUUAUAUAUCGUGAAAGUGCAGUGAGUCGAUAUCGACGUUAAUUUCCACGCGGAAUGCGGCCUCCUCGAGGUGGACGACGCCAUCGUUUCUAGUCGCCGUCGCCGCAAACGCCGCCACCGGCGUCGUCGUCGUCACAGUCGACGUCGUCCGGGAAAUCGGGGCACGAAACAUUAACUACACCCGUUCAAGACGACAAUUUCACCCUAGAGAUACGUAGAGUGCCUCCGAGUUCAAUUCCCAACAUGUCGUCAGCGACUUUCGUCGAUCGGAUAGAUCCCUUCGCUAAGCGAUCGCUUAAGAAGAAGUCCAAGAAGUCCCAGAGUUCCUCGCGAUACAGAAACUCACAGGACGUCGAGCUCCAACAGCUACCACAGCUCAAAGAUGUUACGCCGUCGGAGCAAGAAGAUUUGUUUAUUAGAAAACUUCGACAAUGCUGUGUGGCGUUCGAUUUUAUGGACCCAAUGGCGGAUCUCAAGGGGAAAGAAAUUAAACGCAGUACCCUCAACGAAUUGGUGGAAUACAUCACAGCUGGACGGGGCGUUCUUACCGAACCUGUUUACCCAGAAAUUAUCAAGAUGAUAUCAGCGAACCUUUUCCGUACGUUGCCACCUAGUGAAAAUCCAGAUUUUGAUCCGGAGGAAGAUGAUCCAACACUGGAGGCGAGCUGGCCCCACCUUCAGUUGGUUUAUGAAUUCUUUCUUCGCUUUCUUGAGUCUUCAGACUUCCAACCUACCAUUGGCAAGAAAGUCAUUGACCAAAAAUUUGUUUUACAAUUAUUGGAAUUAUUCGACUCGGAAGAUCCUAGGGAAAGAGAUUUUCUUAAGACCGUUUUGCAUCGUAUUUAUGGCAAGUUCCUCGGUCUUCGAGCGUUUAUACGCAAACAAAUUAACAACAUUUUUCUGAGGUUUGUCUAUGAGACGGAACACUUUAAUGGAGUUGGUGAACUUCUAGAAAUUUUGGGUAGCAUCAUUAAUGGAUUUGCUCUACCUUUAAAGGUAGAGCACAAACAGUUCUUGAUAAAGGUGUUAUUACCAUUACACAAAGUGAAGUGUUUAUCGCUCUAUCAUCCACAGUUAGCAUAUUGCGUUGUACAAUUUUUGGAGAAAGACGCAACCUUAACGGAACCAGUUGUACGAGGCCUCCUUAAAUUCUGGCCUAAGACGUGCAGCCAGAAGGAGGUAAUGUUCCUUGGUGAGAUUGAGGAAAUACUUGAUGUCAUAGAACCUAGCCAAUUUGUUAAAAUCCAAGAGCCUUUGUUUAGGCAAAUCGCACGUUGCGUAUCCUCGCCGCAUUUCCAGGUCGCAGAGAGAGCAUUGUAUUUCUGGAAUAAUGAGUAUAUAAUGUCGUUGAUAGAAGAAAACAAUCAUGUAAUAAUGGCGAUUAUGUUUCCCGCGUUAUAUAAAAUUAGCAAGGAACAUUGGAAUCAGACAAUUGUAGCACUUGUUUAUAAUGUACUCAAAACGUUUAUGGAAAUGAACAGCAAGCAAUUUGAUGAACUUACUGCCAGCUAUAAGUCUGAAAGGCAAAGGGAAAAGAGAAAGGAGAAAGAGAGAGAAGAAUUAUGGAAAAAAUUAAACGAACUCGAAAUAGAACGACGUGGUGGUACACUAACAGAAACAUCCAACAAUUCUGUUCCUGCACCUGCGACGCGAAACCGCCCCUGAGCUAGUGAACAUACACUAUUACGCUGCCCAAUUAUUAGUCUUUAGUUUACGUCGAUUGUCCAUACACUACAAGCAAGAAAUUAUCGUUGUUAGAAAGAAAGAGACAGAAAGAGAAAAGGAAGAUCAAGAUCAAGAAAGAAAGAGAGAGAGAGAGAGAGACAAAGAGAGAAAGAAAAAAAAGUGAAAGAAAAAACACAAAUAUCUUACUAUGGUAUUUCUGACGUAAAAUACAAUUUCUUUCGUUAGAGUUGUACUCGGAAGACAAAAUGGAGUUCGUAACAACAACAAAAAAAAAGAAAAAAAAA
Messenger RNA from Polistes dominula (European paper wasp), 2633 nucleotides. RefSeq names its product serine/threonine-protein phosphatase regulatory subunit widerborst (gene wdb). NCBI's taxonomy places the organism in Eukaryota, Metazoa, Arthropoda, Insecta, Hymenoptera, Vespidae. Gene Ontology annotation, cellular component: protein phosphatase type 2A complex; cytosol; nucleus. The record is from RefSeq and is a predicted model, not a curated record. Gene Ontology annotation, biological process: protein dephosphorylation; signal transduction. Gene Ontology annotation, molecular function: protein phosphatase activator activity.